AUCACAGAUUGCAAUAUAUACCUUCUGAACGCUUGGCGCGGUCGGGACUCAGCCUGCGUCUCUAACAAGCCGACGACUCCGCUCACGUCUAAAUAACGUCAGGAUCCAGCUGCCAAGAUGGCCGACGAGAAAAGACUGUCUGCGAGGCGCAAGCACACUCUGAAAGGCUGUAUGCUAAUGGUGGGAACUAAUUUAUUGGAAGCCGAAGCAACAAUGAAGACUGAGGAAAGGGAGAAGUUCCUGGCGGAGAAAUGUCCUCCUCUGGAGCUGCCGUACUCCAAGGACGAGCUCAUGGAACUUGUCAAGACGCUCCAUCAGCAGAUUAACAUGAGUGAGGAGGAGAGAUACUGCAUAGAGUUCAAACUCAACAUGGUGCUGAAUGAGGUCAGAGAUCUCAACAUUAAGAUUGUGGAUAUGAGGGGAAAGUUCAAGAGACCCCGUCUGAAGAAAGUGCGUAUGUCGGCCGACGCCAUGCUGAAGGCUCUGCUGGGCUCCAAGCACACGGUCAACAUGGACCUCAGGGCCAACCUGAAGCAGGUCAAGAAGGAGGUCAAAGAGGAGGACAAGCAGCUGCGCGACGUGGGAGACUGGCGUAAGAACAUUGAAGACAAGUCUGAUAGGAAGAAGAUGUUUGAUAGUUAAUCUGUCAUCGAUCGUUAGGCUCAAACGAGUGCUUUUCACGAAACAGAAUUCGGAUCUAAUGUCUUUGUAACUGAAGAGUUUUAUUCCAACGUGCUGCAUAUCCAACGUCAACGUAACCCUUUUAUUGAACGA
Perca fluviatilis (European perch) is the source of this 774-nucleotide messenger RNA. Its product is annotated as troponin I, fast skeletal muscle-like. Gene Ontology annotation, cellular component: troponin complex. NCBI's taxonomy places the organism in Eukaryota, Metazoa, Chordata, Actinopteri, Perciformes, Percidae. Gene Ontology annotation, biological process: muscle contraction. Bases 118 to 642 code for a protein of 174 amino acids. The transcript is spliced from 7 exons. The record is from RefSeq and is a predicted model, not a curated record.